Molecule: messenger RNA, 478 nt
Organism: Aplysia californica (California sea hare)
Lineage: Eukaryota; Metazoa; Mollusca; Gastropoda; Aplysiida; Aplysiidae
Product: dynein heavy chain 6, axonemal-like
Exons: 4
Biological process (GO): microtubule-based movement
Cellular component (GO): dynein complex
Molecular function (GO): dynein light intermediate chain binding; minus-end-directed microtubule motor activity; dynein intermediate chain binding
Source: RefSeq, a predicted model, not a curated record
ACUGGCGGCGGCACAAGAGGUACUGGACUCUGUGAUGGCCGUGCUCAAGAGUAAACAGGACGCUCUCGCUGAGGUGGAGGACAAGAUCAAGAAACUGCAGGCUGUCUAUGACAAUAGCGUCACCGAGAAGAAGAAUCUGGAACGCAAUAUGGCCGUGACCGCUGCCCGUCUGAAGAGGUCUUCCAAACUCACGUCAGCGUUGGCUGAUGAACAGGUAAGGUGGGAGGAGAGUGUGGCAAUGUUCACCACACAGCUGUCUAACGUGGUCGGCGACGUGUUUAUCGCCGCGGCCUGUGUGGCCUACUACGGGGCCUUCACCUCGGUCUACAGGGAGGAGCUCAUGACAGGUGUUGCCAUGGCAACCAUCCGGGAACUUGGAGCGGGCGGUGUACAUGUAGCCCCUGUGCAGCGACGGCUGGAGGACUGUGUGCAGGAACUGGGUCUGGGUGUACGAGCCACGGCGGAGCAAGUCUUGUGA